GAAAAAAUAUUUGAAUUGAAAAUCUCAGAUUCUCAAUCUAUUUCAUUGGCGGCCAUAAGGACAAGGUGCAACAACACUUCUUUUUUCCAAAUUUAAAAAUUCCAGAAAUCAGAAAAAAAUAAAAAUAAAAUAAUCCACUGUUUCAUUUUCCCACCUUUUCUAGCAAAUUCCUUUUUGUGCCAUGGUUUAUAGAGCAUGUAACUUUUUUUAUUUUUUUUGGUAAGUACUUAUUUUACUUUAGUAUAUAUAAAUGUCAUUGUUUCAAUCUUUUCUUGGAGCAUAUUUAGAGCAUAUUCCUUAGUUAUCAACUUUCUUUAAGCUUUGUUUGCUAUAGUUAUUAUAACCCCUUAUCAUUUUUAUUAGGGGUUAUUGUGAUGAAGUUUGAAUCUUUAUCUAUACUUUUGUCACCCCUUUUGGUUUCUUAAGUUUUUUGUAUUUGGUUUGAUUGAGGCAUGCAAAUUCUUGAAUGAUUAUGAAGUAUUGUUGGGUGGUUAUUGGGAUUAUUGUGCUAAAGUUUGAAUCUUUAUCUAUAUUUUUGUGACCCCUUUUGGUUUCUUGAGGUUUUUAACCUGGAAUUUGGUUAAUUGGGGCAUGCAAAUUCUUGAAUGAUUAACUAUUGUGGGGUUGUGGUGUAAUCUUGGUUUUGGUUUAUACUGGGAUUAUUGUGCUAAAGUUUGAAUUUUUAUCUAUUUUUUUUGUCAACCCUUUUGGUUUCUUGAGUUUUUUUCACCUGGAAUAUGGUUAAUUGGGGCAUGCAAAUUCUUGAAUGAUCAAUCUUGGUUUGGUUUAUACUGGAGUUAUUGUGCUAAAGUUUGAAUCUUUAUCUAUAUUUUUGUCAACCCUUUUGGUUUCUUGAGGUUAUUAGCCUGGAAUUUGGUUAUUUGGGGCAUGAAAAUUGUUGCAUGAUUAUGAAGUAUUGUGGGGUUGUGGUGUCAGUCUUGGUUUGGUUUUUGGUUUUUGUGAGUCUUGUUGAGGUUAAUAAGGGGCAAAUUCCAACCACACUUGAUGGACCCUUCAAGCCAGUGACUGUCCCUUUGGACCAAAGUUUUAGGGGACAUGCUGUAGAUUUGCCAGACAAUGACCCUAGAGUUCAAAGGACUGUUAAAGGAUUUGAGCCUGAGCAGAUAUCUGUUUCACUUUCUUCUACUUAUGACUCUCUUUGGAUUUCUUGGGUUACAGGGGAAUAUCAAAUUGGUGGCAAGAUCAAACCAUUGGAUCCGAGUAAAGUUGGUAGUGUUGUUCAAUAUGGGAAAGAUAAAUCCUCCUUGAGACGCAAAGCGAUUGGCCAGUCCCUUAUUUAUAAUCAACUUUAUCCAUUUGAAGGACUUCAAAACUACACUUCUGGAAUCAUACACCAUGUCCAACUUACAGGGUUGAAACCGGCCACGUUAUACUAUUAUCGAUGUGGAGAUCCUUAUAUACCAGCUAUGAGUUCUAUCUAUCAUUUCAAGACCAUGCCUAUUUCUUCAUCAACAAGCUAUCCGAAGAGAAUAGCAAUUGUAGGUGACCUUGGUCUCACAUACAAUACCACUUCCACACUUAGUCAUUUGACGGGGAACAAUCCAGAUCUUGUUCUAUUAGUGGGAGAUGUUACGUAUGCUAACUUGUAUCUCACAAAUGGAACUGGCUCAGACUGCUAUUCUUGCUCAUUUCCCGACACUCCAAUACAUGAGACAUAUCAACCUCGGUGGGACUACUGGGGAAGAUAUAUGCAGCCGCUGGUGUCCAAAAUUCCCAUCAUGGUGGUGGAGGGGAACCAUGAGAUAGAAGAACAAGUUGGAAAUCAGACAUUUGCAGCCUAUCGUUCUCGCUUUGCUUUCCCAUCAAAAGAAAGUGGAUCAUCAUCGCCGUUUUACUAUUCUUUUAAUGCGGGAGGCAUACACUUCAUCAUGCUCGGGGGAUAUGUCGCCUAUAAUAAAUCAGAUGAUCAAUACAAGUGGUUGGAGAAGGACCUGGCUAAUGUUGAUAGGACAGUUACUCCAUGGCUCAUUGCCACUUGGCAUCCACCUUGGUACUCUACUUACACGGCACACUAUCGAGAAGCUGAAUGUAUGAAGGUAGCGAUGGAAGAGUUGUUGUACGAGUAUGGCGUCGAUUUAGUCUUCAAUGGACACGUUCAUGCCUAUGAAAGGACCAACAGAGUCUAUAAGUACAAACUGGAUCCUUGCGGUCCAGUUCAUAUAACUGUCGGUGAUGGUGGAAACCGCGAGAAGAUGGCGAUUGGACAUGCUGACGAGCCUGGCAAAUGUCCUGAACCAGCUAGCACACCGGACAAAUUUAUGGGCGGAUUCUGUGCCUAUAAUUUUACAUCAGGUCCAGCAGCUGGCAACUUCUGCUGGGAUCAACAACCUGAAUAUAGUGCAUAUAGAGAAAGUAGCUUCGGCCAUGGAAUACUCGAGGUGAAAAAUGAGACACAUGCUCUAUGGACAUGGCAUAGGAACCAAGAUAUGUACAACAAAGCUGGAGAUAUAAUUUACAUAGUAAGGCAACCUGACAAAUGCCUUGUUAAAACAAAGGUAAUUAAACCCUGGCCAAUACAAAAAUACUAAAAUACAAAAUUGUUAGGACUCAUAGUUUUUUCUUUUUCUUUUUUCAAAAGUACUAAAAUUCAAAGUUGCCUCUGGUCACAUGAGGUCACGGGUUCAAGCCUUGGAAACAGCAGCCUCUGGCAGAAAUGCAAGGUAAGGCUGCGUACGAUACACCCUUGUGGUGGGGCCCUUCCCCGGACACCGCGCAUAGCGGUAGUUUUAGUGCACUGGGCUGUCUUUUUUUUUUUUUUUUUCUUUUUUCAAAAUUGAAUUUAUACUCUAGGCAGAGUGUAUAGCGGCCUUUUAUUACGAUAACACGAAUAUUCUUAGUACAUCAAAAAUUGUUGCUUAAUUCAAGAAACUCUACUUUUGUUGUAUAUUUUGAAAGAGAUUGCUACAUUAGAAUUUUUAAUAUUUUCUGUAAUUUAUAUAUGAUUUAUUAUGAAUGUAAUGAAAAGUGGAAACUCAUUGGUUAGAGUUACGCAGAUAUUAAAAUAGAAGGACUAGUUAUUCUAUUAUUUACUUCGGAUAAAAUAAUACAUAAAUUCACUCAUAAUUUAUAUCGAUAUUAUUCAUAUGAGAUUGUAAAAUGAUAGCCAAAAAUGCUCCAAACAUGAUAUUAGCAACCAAACAACUCCUUAAAAUCUUCUAUUUUUUCAUCCACUUAUUAAGUUUUUACUUGCAAUGAGGUAUGUCAAAUUGUAUGUAUUCAAUCCUGAAAACAUUUUAUUUUAUUUUUUGCAAUUUACAUGCAUCAAUUUGGUUAAAUCUUUAUAUUUUCUGCUAUUUAUUUAUGAUUAAACUUAUUUUUUGCUUAAAAUCUUCUUUAUUUUAAGGUUAUUUAUUAAAUGGAAAUUAAGUAUCAUUCGUGGAGAAAUCAAAUAUAGAAGCAGAUGAUGGGAGACAAAGGCAAACGUGAUUAGAGACAAUGUACCAAUUUUGCAUUUUAUCAAAUCAUAAAUAAUGAAAAUUUCAAAAGUUAUAUUUGGAUUCCAAAAUAUAUAUUGAUACUCAUUUUAGAAAAUUAUUUUUUGAAAUUUCUCUA
Messenger RNA from Capsicum annuum, 3573 nucleotides. RefSeq names its product purple acid phosphatase 15. NCBI's taxonomy places the organism in Eukaryota, Viridiplantae, Streptophyta, Magnoliopsida, Solanales, Solanaceae. Gene Ontology annotation, molecular function: acid phosphatase activity; metal ion binding. The record is from RefSeq and is a predicted model, not a curated record. The transcript has 7 exons. Bases 903 to 2549 code for a protein of 548 amino acids.